CUCCGCUGAGUGACGCCACGCAGCCGCGCACGUGUGGAGCGGAGCGCAGGAUCUGUAGCAGCAGCGCUGAACCCAGAAUAACAACAAUAACGCAGAAUAACCCAGAAUAUCAGGGAAUUACAGCGGUUUAACACCAAUAUCCAGCCGUAACGCGCUGCAGCUCACCUCCAGUCCGCCAUGGGAGGAUUACAGAAGAAGAAGUAUGAAAGUGGGUCAGCCACCAACUACAUCAGCAGAAAUAAAGCUCGCAAGAAGCUCUGCCUGAGCCUGGCUGAUUUCAGACGGCUGUGUAUAUUGAAAGGAGUUUACCCACAUGAACCCAAACACAAGAAGAAGGUGAAUAAGGGCUCCACGGCCCAGAGGACCUUCUACCUGCUGAAAGACAUCCGCUUCCUGCUGCACGAGCCUAUCGUGGGCAAGUUCAGAGAGUAUAAGAUUUUUGUGAGAAAGCUGAGGAAGGCGUAUGGUAAAGCUGAGUGGGGGGGAGUGGAGAGACUGAGAGACAAUAAACCUGCAUACAAACUGGACCACAUCGUAAAGGAGAGGUAUCCCACGUUUAUCGAUGCUCUCCGUGAUGUGGAUGAUGCUCUGUCCAUGUGUUUCCUCUUCUCCACGUUUGCCCGAACGGGAAAAUGCCACGUUCAGACCAUCCAGCUGUGCCGUAGACUCAGUGUGGAGUGGAUGAAUUAUAUCGUCACCUCUCGCUCACUCAAGAAGGUGUUUCUGUCCAUCAAGGGAAUUUAUUACCAGGCAGAAGUGCUGGGACAGACCAUCACAUGGCUGGUGCCGUAUCAGUUUGCUCAUGAUCACCCCACAGACGUGGAUUACAGAGUUAUGGCCACUUUCACAGAGUUCUACACCACACUGCUCGGCUUUGUCAACUUCCGGCUCUACCAGACCCUCAACCUUCUGUACCCGCCCAAGUUGGAUGUGAAGGGAGAGACUGAGCUGAAAGCUGAGUUUGAAGAAGACUACGCCAUGGAUUCUGAAAGCUAUUUGGAGAAAUUGUCUGCGUUGAGUGCCAGUCUUGCCCGUGUCGUCUCUUCAGCGGAAGAGGAGGAAGCGGAGAUGGACUACUUCCCUGUAGAAGGGGAGGAUAUGGAGAAGAUGGAGGCGAGGGUGAAGGCUCAGCACGAGCAGGACAAACAGAAGAAGCUUUUUGAAGGCCUGAAGUUCUUUCUCAACAGAGAAGUGCCCAGAGAGUCACUGGCCUUCAUUCUGAGGUGUUUUGGUGCGCAGGUUUCCUGGGAUAAGUCUCUCUGUAUCGGAAGCACGUAUGAUGCUGAGGAUGAAACCAUCACACACCACAUAGUAGACAGACCCAACAUGGACAAACAGUACAUGAACAGGUACUACAUUCAGCCUCAGUGGGUGUUCGACUCUGUGAAUGCGAAGAUGCUCCUGCCCGUGGAGGAUUACUUCCUGGGGGUGACGCUGCCCCCUCACUUGUCGCCGUUCGUGGAGGAGAAGGAGGGAGAUUACGUUCCUCCAGAGAAGCUCAAACUCCUCGCUCUCCAGAGAGGAGAGAGACCUGUGGAAGAGGAUGAGGAAGAUGAUGAGGAGGAGGAAGAAGAAGAAGAUGACGAUGAGGAAGAGGAGGAAGAUGACGAUGAGGAGGCAGAGGAAGAGGCUAAACUAAAGGAAAUGGAAGAGAAGAAAUCGCAGGGCAAGGCCUUACCAGUGAAGGUGACCCCUGGCAAGGUCAAGUCAGAGAACCGCCACAGACUGGAGCAGGAGGAGAAGGCUGAGGAGAAGAGGCUGGCCAUCAUGAUGAUGAAGAAGAGGGACAAAUAUCUGUACGACAAGAUCAUGUUCGGCAAGAAGAGACACGUCCGAGAGACUAACAAAAUGGUAGCCAAGAGAAAAGCACUGGACGAGGCCAGCAAAGCCGACAGGAAGAAGAAGAAGCAGAAGAAACAGUAGAAACGAUAUUCUAAGCUUUUUUAUUAUUAUUAAAUAAAUUGUCUGUUAAUUCUCUCCAUCGGUUGGUCUCUUGUCUACUGUUUAUGCAAAUGAGUGGAACAUUUUUUUUUUGGAGAGAGUGAAAAUGUAAAAUAUAUCUUCUCAAUGUCAUUUUGUCCUUGGGAUUCAUUGUAUCUUACUUUUGCUCACUGUAAAAUAAAGCUACCCGUUUUAUUCACCACA
Astyanax mexicanus (Mexican tetra) is the source of this 2145-nucleotide messenger RNA. RefSeq names its product pescadillo (gene pes1). Gene Ontology annotation, cellular component: PeBoW complex; nucleolus. The record is from RefSeq and is a predicted model, not a curated record. NCBI's taxonomy places the organism in Eukaryota, Metazoa, Chordata, Actinopteri, Characiformes, Acestrorhamphidae. Bases 178 to 1923 code for a protein of 581 amino acids. Gene Ontology annotation, biological process: ribosome biogenesis; maturation of LSU-rRNA from tricistronic rRNA transcript (SSU-rRNA, 5.8S rRNA, LSU-rRNA). The transcript has 15 exons. Gene Ontology annotation, molecular function: RNA binding.